Nicrophorus vespilloides is the source of this 3491-nucleotide messenger RNA. It is a transcript of the gene Nos, whose product is annotated as nitric oxide synthase, salivary gland. Bases 34 to 3018 code for a protein of 994 amino acids. Lineage: Eukaryota; Metazoa; Arthropoda; Insecta; Coleoptera; Silphidae. Gene Ontology annotation, biological process: nitric oxide biosynthetic process. Gene Ontology annotation, molecular function: NADP binding; nitric-oxide synthase activity; flavin adenine dinucleotide binding. The transcript is spliced from 17 exons. The record is from RefSeq and is a predicted model, not a curated record.
UUCGACUGCCGUUACGUGACGACAACAAGUGGCAUGUUCGAAGCUCUGUGCAACCACAUCAAGUACAGCACCAACAAGGGAAACAUCAGAUCCGCUAUAACAAUAUUUCCUCAACGGACGGAUGGUAAACACGAUUACCGCGUUUGGAAUCCGCAGUUAAUAAAUUAUGCAGGAUACAAACAGGCCGACGGUUCUGUUAUUGGGGAUCCUCAGAACGUGGAAUUUACAGAAGUUUGCAUGAAGUUGGGAUGGAGAGGUGCCGGUUCGAAGUUCGAUAUAUUGCCGCUGGUGCUCUCCGCCAACGGACACGACCCCGACUACUUCGAUAUACCGAGCGAACUUAUCCUCGAAAUACCGCUGACCCAUCCCACUUUGGACUGGUUCGAAACUCUAAACCUGAAAUGGUACGCGCUUCCUGCAGUUGCGAACAUGAUGUUCGAUUGUGGAGGUUUGCAGUUCACUGCUGCCCCUUUCAACGGUUGGUACAUGAGCACAGAGAUCGGAUGCAGGAAUCUCUGCGAUUCUUACAGAUACAACGUCGUUGAGAUCGUGGCUCAAGGGAUGGGUUUGGAUACAAGAUCGCCAAUUUCUCUGUGGAAGGAUAAGGCAAUGCUGGAGUGCAACGUUUCAGUACUGCACAGUUUUCAGGCAAAAGGUGUGACCAUAGUCGAUCAUCAUACCGCUUCGGAGUCCUUCAUGAAGCAUCUGGAGAACGAAGUUAGGUUGAGGAACGGAUGUCCUGCGGAUUGGGUCUGGAUCGUCCCUCCGCUUUCAGGAUCCGCUACACCUGUUUUCCAUCAAGAGAUGGCGUUGUACUUCCUCAGACCUUGCUACGAGUAUCAGGAUCCCGCUUGGAAGACGCACGUCUGGAAGAAGACGCGCGGUGAGAAGGACGUGAAGAGUCUCAAGAAGCAACCGCGAAAGUUCCAUUUCAAGCAGAUCGCUAGGGCCGUCAAGUUCACGUCGAAGCUGUUCGGAAAGGCCCUCUCGAGGAGGAUCAAAGCCACAGUUCUAUACGCAACGGAGACCGGAAUGUCCGAGGGUUACGCUAAGAAGCUGUGCGAGAUAUUCGGGCAUGCAUUCAACGCUCAGGUGCACUGCAUGACCGAUUACGACAUCAGCAAUAUCGAGCACGAGGCUCUUCUUCUCGUAGUCACGUCGACUUUCGGGAAUGGAGAUGCUCCGGAGAAUGGAGAGGAGUUUGCAAAGAAUCUAUAUACACUGAAGAUGAACGAGCUUGGAAUCGAUAAUGGUGACAGCAAAUUAAGUAUGGCUAUGGCCACCUCGAAGUCAUUCAUAAAAGCGAACAGUCAAAUAGAUAUACAUAAUCCGAAGAAAUUGGACCGUUACGACUCGCUCCGUGGCUCCGUUAGUGAGCCGUUGCUGGAGGACACCUUCGGCCCAUUAAGCAACGUUCGAUUCGCCGUCUUCGCGCUCGGAUCCAGCGCCUAUCCGAAUUUCUGCGCCUUCGGUCAAUACGUAGACAAUCUCCUAGGAGAACUGGGAGGCGAGCGGCUGCUGAAGAUGGUUUCCGGGGAUGAAAUGUGCGGACAGGAACAGGCAUUCCGGAAAUGGGCACCGGAUGUAUUCAGGGUUGCAUGUGACACUUUUUGCCUGGACGACGAUGAUUCGUUCUUAGAAGCGACGAUGACCCUGCAAACAGAAAAUUUGAGCUCGAACAGCGUUCGUUUCGUGGAUGGAAAAUCGCUGGAGACUGAAAUUAGUUUAACCAAACUGCACAACAAAAAGGUGUAUCCGAGUAAGCUUCUACAGAGAACGAAUCUGCACGUGGAGAAAUCUGAAAGAGCUACAUUAAAGUUAGUCCUGGAGUGCAACAUCUCGUACAAUCCGGGAGAUCACGUUGGCGUCUUCGCACGAAACAGACCCGAACUGGUGGACGGAAUUUUAGAAAAACUGAUAGGAGUCAACAAUCCCGAUGAGAUUAUCCAACUUCAAGUGAUGAAGGAGACGCACACUUCUAACGGUGUUGUGAAGACCUGGGUUGACCAUGAGAAGAUCCCGGCUUGCUCCCUCAGAAGUCUCUUCUCCGAGUACUUGGACAUCACGACUCCUCCAACGCCAAAUCUUCUUCAGCAGUUUGCCUCGAUAGCCACCGAUGAGGAAGAUCAAAGACGGUUGACUUUAUUAGCUACUGAAUCGGCGGCUUACGAGGAUUGGAGACACUGGAGGUUUCCCAAUCUCUUAGAAGUGCUGGAGGAAUUCCCAUCGGUCAAUCCAUACGCACCGCUUCUUGUCGCACAGUUAAGCAUGCUCCAAGCCAGAUUCUAUUCCAUCUCCUCAAGCAGAGCUCUUCAUCCUGGACAAAUCCAUCUUACUGUUGCCGUUGUCAGCUAUCGAACUCAAGAUGGAAGUGGUCCUAUGCAUCACGGUGUAUGUUCCAAUUACUUGCAAGACAUUCAUGUGGGUGAAUCGAUCUACAUGUUCGUAAGAAACGCUCCGAAUUUCUAUUUGCCGACGGAUCCCUUGAGACCUAUAGUCAUGAUCGGACCCGGAACUGGGAUAGCACCGUUCCGCGCCUUCUGGCAGCAGCGACUCCACCAGACCAAGACGAACGUCAAAGUAGGAAAGAGCUGGUUGUUCUUCGGCUGCAGACAUAAAGAAUUAGAUCUUUAUCGAGAGGAGAAGCAGGAGAUGAUUGACGCAGGUGUCCUUACAAGGGCUUUCCUAGCUUUGUCCAGAGAACCAAAUAUCGAAAAGACUUACGUUCAAGAUCUGGCUUUGAAAGAAGCCUCGGAAAUCUUCAAGUUGUUGGUCAUAGAGAAAGGUCACUUUUACGUUUGCGGAGACUGCACGAUGGCUGAGGACGUCUACCACACAUUGAAGACCAUCAUCCAAAGAUUCGGUAACAUGAGCGAAGCGCAAGUGGACAACUACAUGCUCAGACUUAGGGACGAAAACCGUUACCACGAAGACAUUUUUGGCAUCACUUUACGUACAGCUGAAAUCCAUAACAAGUCGAGAGAAUCGGCGAGGAUCAGAAUGGCCUCAGAACCGUAAUUACAAUACAUCUUUUUAACCUCAACCAAAGGAUUUGAUGAAAUGAGGCAAAAAUAUGUUAUGGAAAAAUCAUUCUAGUUAUAAGAAGUUUUAAACGUUUCAGCAAUAAUCAAACACUUUACGAUUAAGAUUUUAAAGAGUCUCUCUUUCUCUCUCUUUAACAAAUUUAUUCCAUCUCUUAACAAUGUACGAAAACCAUUUUUUUGAACAUUAUUGGAUUUACUCGUAAUAUCCAAAGAAAUACUUAGAAUUUGUCAUUCCCAUAUCAAUAAGCUUUGAAACUUUUUAACACCAAAUUUACUUUUUUUUGUGCUUUAAAUAUUUGUAAUUUAUUUACUACAUUUACUAAUUGUGCUUAUCUAUUAUAUAAUGAUUAACUGCGACGUACAAAUAAGCAAAAUCACUAUAUUUUUUAUUAUUUUAUUGUUUGUUUUUUUCUUAAAUAUUCAUUGACGUGAUAUAACAGAUUAAAC